GGGUACGACCUCGCGUGGCUGGUGGCGGUGGGACAAUGGAAGCGAGCUCUGAAGGGACCAGAUUGGAGGAAGAUGAGCUGGAGGAGGUGUUUCACGAUGCCAUUGCACGGUGUGCUGCCUUUGCCAUCCCGCCGACUGAGAUCGAGAAGCUCGAGCUGUACGGUCUGCUGCAGCAGGCCUUCUUCGGCGACGCUCUGCUCGCCGACAAGCCGCACUCGCUCUCGACCGAGUUUGGGCCCAAGGCCAAGUUCCAGGCGCACUACGCCAACCGAGGCAAGACGCCCGAGGUUGCCAUGACUGAGUAUGUGCUGUAUGUCGAGCGGUUGGCCAAGCACUGCGAGAAGAAGGCCGGCAACGACAUCGCCUCCCGCAGAGCCUCGCUCUCGCACAGGUCCUCGCCCAGGCGCAAGACCUCGCUCUCGCGCCUCAACUCGCAGCACUCAUCUGGCCGGCGCUCGUCCAAGGGCUCGCUCCGCUCCUCGCUCCGCCGCAUGCACGUUCUGCACGGCUCCAUGAACAUGGACAACGAUAGCCUCGCCCAGAUCAUCAAGCCGAUUUCGUCGUCGACCUCACUCGGCAAGUCGACGUCCAAGAACUUGUCGAGCACCACCUUGGGCUCGCUCAACGGUCAUGUCGCGGCUAGCAGUGGUAGACAAAGCUAUCGCACGCUGCAGAAGGAAGAAACCGGUGGCGAGGAUGGCUUGGGCGAGCCGGUUCUCCGGCCGUCGCCGCUCUCUGACCCGCAGAUCUGGAAGGGCUGAGAGCCCUGUGUAGGUGGUGGCCGACUGACGGAGCGUUUGCACUGGCUUGGCUACAACUUGGCGCUCGACCGGGACCGGCUAAGACUGCUGCCGACACGGAACUCGUCGAUCGAGUACUUGACCAUCGAAAAGAGUGAGAAGAAGAACUCCAUGUUGGUGUUGAGCAGACAGAACGAGCCUGCAAGCCGGCGACGCGCCUCACGGUCGUGCCGGACCCACUCCUGGAACUGCGUGCAGUUGGCGAUGGAGACAAGGUCCGACUUGGAGACCAAGGCGUCCGAGGCCUCGAAGAGCUGAAAGAGCGUGCAGAGGUCAUUGAUGAACGGAAGCACGUCUAGCGACUGCGCCUUGGACACGUCGGGCGCAAAGGUAAACUGCGCGUGCUCGACAAAUCCGUUCGGAUGUGACGAUUGUAGCAGGCCCGAC
Thecamonas trahens ATCC 50062 is the source of this 1187-nucleotide messenger RNA. RefSeq lists its product as uncharacterized. NCBI's taxonomy places the organism in Eukaryota, Apusomonadida, Apusomonadidae. The transcript has a single exon. The record is from RefSeq and is a predicted model, not a curated record. The coding region runs from base 36 to 761 and encodes 241 amino acids. Gene Ontology annotation, molecular function: fatty-acyl-CoA binding.